AUGGCGGACUCCCAAGAAGAAAAACUUUACAGGGCUGAAUACGCCAAAAGUGGCCGUGCAUCGUGCAAGAAAUGCAAGGAUAACAUCGCCAAAGACUCCCUGCGUAUGGCCAUCAUGGUGCAGUCACCCAGGUUUGAUGGAAAAGUCCCCCACUGGCACCAUUUUUCUUGUUUCUGGCUGAGGGUGGUAGCAAAGUCCACAGAUGAUAUCGCUGGCUUUUCUGACCUGCGCUGGGAAGACCAGGAAAAGGUCAAAAAAGCCAUUGAAAGUGGAGGUACUUCAGGAGGUAAAGGGGGCCAGAAGGGUGGUGUCAAAGGAGAGAAGACACUUACUGAGUUUGCCGUGGAGUAUGCCAAGUCUAACCGUAGCACAUGCAAAGGCUGUGAGCUGAAAAUAGAGAAGGAUCAAAUUCGUGUCUCUAGGAAGGGUAUGGAUCCAGAGAAGCCCCAGCUUGGCUUGAUAGACCGCUGGUACCACAUGGCUUGCUUUGUGGGGCAGAGAGAAGAACUGGCCUUUAAACCUGAAUACAGCGCUGCCCAGUUGAUAGGUUUCAGCACACUACGGGCUGAAGACAAGGAAGAGCUGAAGAAAAGGCUUCCCACCAUCAAAUCUGAAGGGAAGCGGAAGGUUGAUGAGGUGGACAUGGCAUCAAAGAAACAGAAGAAGGAAGAAGCUGAGGAGGACAAAAAAUUUCAAGAGCAGUUGAAGGAGCAGAAUAAGCUGAUAUGGGGCAUCAAGGACAAGCUGAAAAAGCAAUGCUUCCUUAAUGACAUGAAGGAGCUACUUAUUGCAAACAGCCAGGAGGUGCCCUCUGGAGAGUCCAAUGUGGUGGACUGUUUGGCAGAUGGCAUGACUUUUGGGGCUCUCGAGCCCUGUAGCACCUGCAUGGGCCAGUUGGUGUUCAAAGGUGAUUCAUAUUACUGCACCGGGGACAUAUCAGCCUGGACAAAGUGUGUGUUUAAAACCACAAAACCCAACCGUAGAAACUGGGUCAUCCCCAAGGAAUUCAGCGAGGUUCCCUUCCUUAAGAAAUUCAAGUUCAAACAACAGGACAGGCUGUACCCCAAGGUGGAUCCCACCCCAACCCUGACCACAGCCACAGCUGAACCCCAUCCAAGUGCCUCAAGUGCCCCUACUAAACCUCUCUCAGAGGGGGCGCCUGCAGACAAACCUCUUACGAAUAUGAAGCUGUUUGCCGUGGGUAAACUGACCAAGAAUAAGGAUGAAUUUAAGGCUUUUGUGGAAGAGAUGGGUGGAAAAAUAACUGGCACAGCCAGUAAGGCUAACUUCUGCAUCAGCACCAAGAAGGAGGUAGAGAAGAUGAGUAAGAAGAUGGAAGAGGUGAAGGAAGCCAGUGUACGUGUGGUUUCUGAGGAUUUCCUCACAGACAUCAAGUCAUCUGGCAAGGCCCUCCAGGAGCUGGUUGCCCUGCAUGCCAUCUCACCCUGGGGGGCAGAGGUCAAGCUGGAGGCCCAGGCUGCAACAACAGUCUCAAAGUCUAGACCCAUGGCGUCCAAGAGCACAGGCCGGGCUAAAGAGGAAGAAGGUGGCAGCAAAUCAAAGAAGAUGAAGCUGACAGUCAAAGGAGGAGCUGCUGUGGAUCCAGACUCGGGUCUGGAGAACAGCGCUCAUGUCCUAGAGCAGAAUGGGAAGAUGUACAGUGCCACGCUGGGCCUUGUAGACAUUGUAAGGGGAACAAACUCUUACUACAAACUGCAGUUACUGGAGGAUGACGUACAGAAACGGUACUGGGUGUUCAGGUCAUGGGGGAGGGUCGGAACCACCAUUGGAGGCAACAAGCUGGAUAAGUUCCAUGACAAAAACUCUGCCGUGGACAACUUCCUCGGCGUGUACAAAGAGAAGACGGGCAACAUCUGGAGCUGCUCAAACUUCACCAAGUACCCCAAUAAGUUCUACCCGCUGGAGAUUGACUAUGGACAGGAUGAAGAGGCAGUGAAGAAGCUGACGGCCACUGCUGGGACCAAGUCUCAGUUACCCAAACCCGUCCAGGAGCUCAUCAGGAUGAUCUUUGAUGUGGAGAGCAUGAAGAAGGCCAUGGUGGAGUUUGAGAUUGACCUUCAGAAGAUGCCCCUGGGAAAGCUCAGUAAGCGGCAAAUCCAGAGUGCUUAUGCUCUUCUCAGCGAGGUGCAGCAGGCUGUGGCAGGCGGUGUCCCUGAGGCCCAGAUUUUGGACCUGUCCAAUCGCUUCUACACCCUCAUACCUCAUGACUUUGGCAUGAAGAAACCUCCCCUGCUCAGCAACCUGGACUAUAUUCAGGCUAAGGUUCAGAUGCUUGACAACCUGUUGGAUAUUGAAGUGGCCUAUAGCCUGCUGAGAGGAGGGGCAGAGGACAAUGGCAGUGAUCCCAUUGACAUCAACUACGAGAAACUCAAAACCAAAAUCGAGGUUGUGGAUAAGAGCACAAAGGAAGCUGAGAUUAUUUCACAAUACGUCAAGAACACACAUGCUGCAACUCACAAUACUUAUACACUGGAAGUACAAGAGAUCUUCAAAGUUGUUAGGGAGGGAGAGUACCAGCGGUAUCACCCCUUCAAGGAACUGCACAAUCGGCAGUUGUUGUGGCAUGGUUCACGCGCCACCAACUACGCUGGCAUCUUUUCUCAGGGUCUUCGUAUCGCCCCCCCAGAGGCCCCUGUGACUGGUUACAUGUUUGGCAAAGGUGUGUACUUUGCAGACAUGGUGUCCAAGAGCGCUAACUACUGCCACACCUCUCAGUCAGACCCUGUCGGCCUCCUACUGCUGGCAGAGGUUGCCCUUGGCAACAUGCAUGAACUGAAGAAGGCAUCGCACAUUACAAAAUUACCCAAGGGCAAACACAGUGUUAAAGGUUUGGGUAGAACUGCACCCGACGCAAAUGCCACUGUCAAUUUAGACGGGGUGCAAGUGCCUCUGGGAAAAGGAGUCCAUACUAACAUUGAUGACACAAGCCUUCUCUACAAUGAGUACAUUGUAUACGAUGUGGCGCAGGUGAAUCUCAAGUACCUGCUGAAGAUUAAAUUCAACUACCAGACAUCCCUUUGGUGAGAAGGGCUAUAUGGUCAAGCCCCCUUAACAAAUGCAAGAGACACCGUUGCCUUUAAAUGCCUGAGCUUCUUUCUCGCAACAGACGAUAACGGUUUGCAAAUGGACUGAUGCUACGCUAUCCUUUGUAUUGGUUGCUGGAAAUCCCAAGUCACUUUAUUGCCCACACAUCAGGUUCAUGUGAUAAGUGGUAGCCUUCCCUAGUACUCGGUGUAUUGUGUUACCUCUUGGCCAUUUCAGACUUGUCUGAAGACUGCGUCGCACAGGUGCAUGGGGUGGUUAAAGUCAGGCAAAUACUGGGGAGAUAAAGAUUUGGCUUAAAAAGGAAGUCAGAUCUGGUUAAUGGUUUCUCUAGAUAGUGUUUCAUAUGAGCUAUCAUAUUUCUUGUAAGGCAUAAAACUGUAAGGGUAGAAAGACUUCAGUUAUAAGAACAAUCAUUUGCCAUACGUACACAUUGGCUUAGAGUUCACUAGAAGUUUCUAGAAGUCAAACCUGGUAGGAUAAAGUUUUUUAAAACUUUUCAGUUCAAAGAUUCUGUGUGAGGCAUGUGUAUUGUUAUUUUGCCCCAUUUUAUUCAAUGAAAAGACCUUUAAAAUAUUUUUUUUUGUGGUUAAUGUUUUAUCCAAAGUAGUCUGUAACAUGAUGAUGAAUGUUGACAUUUUUAGUUUUUUCCAUGUUACCUCACCGAAUAAAGAAAACGAGAAU
Messenger RNA from Lampris incognitus (smalleye Pacific opah), 3747 nucleotides. It is a transcript of the gene parp1, whose product is annotated as poly (ADP-ribose) polymerase 1. Gene Ontology annotation, molecular function: zinc ion binding; DNA binding; NAD binding. The coding region runs from base 1 to 3045 and encodes 1014 amino acids. Gene Ontology annotation, cellular component: nucleus. Lineage: Eukaryota; Metazoa; Chordata; Actinopteri; Lampriformes; Lampridae. The transcript has 23 exons. The record is from RefSeq and is a predicted model, not a curated record.